Messenger RNA from Striga hermonthica, 408 nucleotides. The record is from the annotation of a GenBank genome assembly. Lineage: Eukaryota; Viridiplantae; Streptophyta; Magnoliopsida; Lamiales; Orobanchaceae.
AUGGAGAAUGUGAAGGCGUGCGUUGAGCUUAUCCCCAUUUUCCUUGACUUGGUAAAGUUUCCGAAGAAAGCAGUGCACGGUCCACUUGAGGUUGUUAUGGUGGAUAAUGUUCCCCAACAGCUAAAUAGCGACUGCGGGAUAUAUGUUGCCUCAUUUGCCGAGUAUUUCAUUGUCGUUCAUGACAUUACCAAAUCGAACAUUGAUGCUACUGUCCAGAGGCAUAGAUAUGGUGCAAAAGGAAAAGGAGUAAGGGCUCGUCACCUUGGUAAAGGAACGACCACUUGGGAUGCCUUGAUCGAGGAAAAUACCGAGGUCACAAAAGUAGCUAAGGAGAUGAUCGAUGGUCAAUUACAUCGAACCUGGUUUCAACAUAGAAAUUUGACUUCCUCUUGCCUCCUGCUGACCUAA